Messenger RNA from Pseudopodoces humilis (Tibetan ground-tit), 2638 nucleotides. It is a transcript of the gene SMOC1, whose product is annotated as SPARC related modular calcium binding 1. Gene Ontology annotation, molecular function: heparin binding; calcium ion binding; extracellular matrix binding. Gene Ontology annotation, biological process: extracellular matrix organization. NCBI's taxonomy places the organism in Eukaryota, Metazoa, Chordata, Aves, Passeriformes, Paridae. The record is from RefSeq and is a predicted model, not a curated record. Gene Ontology annotation, cellular component: basement membrane.
AUGAUGCAGCGGGCCUGGCGCAGCGCGGGGGCUCGCCCGUUCCUGCUGGCGCUGCUGCUGGUGCAUCUGCCGGCGGGUCGCAGCCACCGAGCCACGGGGCCCCGGUUUUUAAUAAGCGACCGUGACAGAGACCCCCAGUGUAACCUGCAUUGCUCCAGGUCCCAGUCCAAACCCCUGUGUGCCUCUGAUGGCAGAACAUACGAGUCGAUGUGUGACUACCAGAGAGCCAAGUGCCGUGAGCCGAGUCUGAGCGUGACACAUCGUGGCCGCUGCAAAGAUGCUGGCCAAAGCAAGUGUCGAUUAGAGAGAGCUCAAGCGCUGGAACAGGCAAAGAAGCCCCAGGAAGCAGUCUUCAUCCCAGAAUGCAAUGAGGAUGGAUCAUUCAUGCAGGUGCAGUGCCAUACCUACACUGGAUACUGCUGGUGUGUGACACCUGAUGGCAAGCCUAUUAGCGGCUCUUCUGUACAGAACAAAACUCCUGUAUGUUCAGGUUCUGUAACUGAUAAACCAUCAAGCCAGGGUAAUUCAGGAAGGAAAGAUGAUGGUUCGAAGCCAACGCCUACCAUGGAAACCCAACCUAUUUUCGAUGGAGAAGAAAUCACAGCACCCACCCUUUGGAUUAAGCACUUGGUCAUCAAAGAUUCCAAAAUGAACAGCUCCAAUAUAAGGAAUUCAGAAAAAGUUCACUCCUGUGACCAGGAGAGGCAGAGUGCCCUGGAGGAGGCCCGGCAGAACCCGCGGGAGGGUAUCGUCAUCCCCGAGUGUGCUCCUGGAGGACUCUACAAACCAGUGCAAUGCCACCAGUCAACUGGGUACUGCUGGUGUGUCCUGGUGGACACAGGACGUCCCCUGCCCGGUACUUCCACUCGGUAUGAGACCCCAGUGUGUGAGAGCGAUGCCAGAUCAAAGAGCACAGAGGUUGAUGAUCCCUUCAAGGACAGAGAACUUCCAGGCUGCCCAGAAGGGAAGAAAAUUGAAUUUAUUACCAGCUUACUUGAUGCUCUGACUACGGACAUGGUACAGGCUAUUAACUCAGCAGCACCUACUGGGGGUGGGAGGUUCUCUGAGCCAGACCCCAGCCACACACUAGAGGAGCGAGUGGUACACUGGUAUUUCAGCCAGCUGGACAACAACAGCAGCAAUGACAUCAACAAGCGGGAGCUAAAGCCUUUCAAACGUUAUGUGAAGAAGAAAGCCAAGCCCAAGAAAUGUGCCCGGCGUUUCACUGACUACUGUGACCUCAACAAGGACAAGUCAAUCUCUCUGCAGGAGCUGAAAGGGUGUUUGGGAGUCAGCAAGGAAGGAGGUAGCCUGAGCAGUUUGCCUAAUGGAAAAAGACAAGGCCUUAAUCCUUUCAUAGGUCGCCUGGUGUAGCAGCAGAAGACAAGAAGGGAAGGCAGGAGCUGACCCAAAGGAAGAAAAGAUCCAGUGACAGAUGGACAGACACCUUGCUGCUUGUGAGCAAGCACGCAGCAUCAGCAACAUCCAGCGUAGCAGAAGUGGCACCCAGAACAUUUGCACUUUUAAAAAUUGGUUUGGGUUUGUUUUUAAUUGCUUUUCAGUGCCAUUAUCUAAUACUUUGGAAAGUGGAGGGAAGCAGGAUCAUGACUUUUUAAAAUUGGAACAGCUACUGAUGAUGUAAAAUUGAGUUCACUGGGACUCAAAGAAUUUUAUAUACUGUAUAUAAAUAUAUAUGUAAAUUGUACAGUUGUCUUGUACAGGGGUUGGAGUCACUGUUCUGUUCCUCCCUUUGCUUUUGAAGGCUAUUAGGGUUAGAGGGACACUUUGCAUUUAAUGGAUGAUAGUAAUGCAUUCAUUUCUGCCACCAAACCAUCAUUCAGCGGCGAGCCUUAAGAGCACCUCCAUGCAAUUCAUCCAUGUAUCAGGAUGAAUUGUUCUUGCAGAUGUGCAUGCAGUGCCGCAGACACAAAAUGCUUCUUGAGAGCAGCUGAACCCCUUUUCUUUAAAACUCUGCAACUCAGGCAGUUGGGCUUUUGAGAGCACAGAUUCCAUAUAAGUAUUGGUGCACUGCACAGCUGCUUAAAGUAGGGAUAGAAAAGGGUUGUAUUAGGGAAGUACAAAAGUGGUUUAUGCACUUGUUGCAGUUGGGCAGAAAUGAAAUACAAAUGCAUUGCUAUUCAUGCUCAGAUAACAUGCUUAGCAAAGAUGUGCCAUGCCUCUGGAAUCUAAAGCUGUAGGAAGGAUGUGGAAGCCAUAGGCCUAGUAGAGUCAGUGAAGUCUUGCAUCUUCCACUCUGACAAAGUGUUCAUCUGUAUGUUGUACAGCAAUAAACAUUUUGAGAAGCCUGAUAAAAGCAGCACCAGCCUGCCUUGUGCUUUGCUGAAGAGCAAAGAACAUACUUGUCAGUGCAGACAGACACAGUCGUGCUGCUGGUCCCCAAUAGUCUGCUUUACUUCUUUCAGCAGUACAGCCUGGGCCAUGCUUACUGGUGAAGGUCUGUCAGCAGUGACUUUUCUUGUCCUUGGUGGUUGUGAAUCCAAGCUCUCCUCCUGCACAGUGCUGUGCCUGCCCACUUUGCCUGUUCUGCUGUUGCCAGUACCUCGUGGGUACCGUGGCACUGGGGUGUGAUUAGCAGUAACAGUGAAGGCUUGGAGUGAGGAGUUCUGGUGUUCUUGGA